This is a messenger RNA of Misgurnus anguillicaudatus (oriental weatherfish), 1416 nucleotides long. The record is from RefSeq and is a predicted model, not a curated record. NCBI's taxonomy places the organism in Eukaryota, Metazoa, Chordata, Actinopteri, Cypriniformes, Cobitidae.
CGCCUUACUCGUGUUAGAAAUGAAAAAAGAGCAUUAAAUGGGUUUCAUUGAUUCAGACAGAGAGCAGUUCAGAGCGAGAGCUACGUUCAUCAGAUUAUGACCUACCAUUCAAAAACAAUAGCUUAAAAGAAAUCAUGCUUGUCAAAUUUACCUGCGCUGUAGUCACCAGGAUAUUAUUCAUUUUAGUGUCUCUUAUCGGAGUAUGGAGGGUGACUUGGGUGAAAAAUAACACUUUAUACUGGUUCCUGACUAUUCUUUAUCUGCCCCUCGUGGCUGAAAUGAUUUUAACCCUGAAAAGGAGAAAAGGGAAGGACUACAAAUGGUUUUCUCCAGCAAUUCUGUUUUUCCUCAUGAGUAUUAUACCGACCAUAUGGAUCCUUGAGUUGCACCAUCAGCAAAACAGUUCACAUGAUACAAAGUGUAACAAACUGGAUUCAUCUGACAGCAUUCAAGUGUUUCUUGAUGAAUGGAGAAAUCUGACCAAUGGAACAAUGAAACCACAGGAUCCUCUUAAAUUGUUGUCAUCAGUCUGUGCCAAUGACUGGAUCCUGGCGCUCCAUCAGAUCCUCCUGAUCCUUCUGAUAGUGGGCAAGUGGCUACUGCCAAUCGCUGGAGGAGUCACCAGAGAUGAAAUGUCUCAGUUAUUGCUCAUCUUUGUGGGCAUAGCUGCUGAUAUUCUCGAGUUCAUCAGUGAGACGCUGUCUGAUGUCAAGGAGAACAGCCCACAGUUUGUGUAUGUUAUUCUCGCAGUAUGGACAUGGAGCAUGCUUCAGUUUCCUCUUCAUAUCUCAGUGGUGAACAGUGGAACAGAGGACUUCUCUGGAGACUCUCUCUUCUCCAAACACAGGACAGAUAUAUGGAACAUUGUGGAGAGUCUUUUUCUUCAAGACGGCCCUUUCCUUUUUGUUCGACUGACGGUCAUGAUACAUUUUUCUGUCUUUCAUCAAAUGCUGGUCUUCUUUGCCAUUAAGAACUUUUUAGUGGUGAUGCUUAACAUUUACAGACUGUGGGUCAUUUGCAUAGAUUACAGAUCUUGACGUGUGACGUGUCAAAACAGAGUCCCUUGCGGAACAGCCAAUGCAGUGAGUGUUUGUGUCAUUGAUGUUAUUGUGAGAAUAACUGUACCUGUCUCAAUCCUGUAAUAUGCCAAAUUUUUACCUUUGGUCUCAUUGUGAAGUUUCAGGAUUUGUAGAUUAUACAAUUGUUAGAAUUUGGAGGGUUCCCCUCUUAGGAAAAUUAAGCAUGGUUUUAUUACAGUUAAAAAAGAAACAUGGUUACUGUACACUGUAAAAAAAUUGCUGUAGUUAUGCGGUUGUUUGCCAGUAACGUACUGUAGAUUUAAAUGUAUGUUAUUGGGUUUAGGCAGACUGAGUCGUUGAAUGGCUUCACACAAAUCAUUUGGGGAUCUCUGAGAAA